AUGCCAGCCUACCACUCCGUCUUCCUCGACGAACCGAACCAGCAGCUUAUCGGAAACUUCGCCCUGCUUCCUCUCCGAACACGCACACGAGGUCCCGCACAACAGCUUUCACCUCUAGCUGGCAUAUCUGAACUCGACGUAGAGCCCAGCAAUGAGAGCUACGACCCUCUCGACGAAGUCCUGGCCCUUUUCCGCGCAAACACCUUCUUUCGAAAUUUCGAAAUCAAGGGCCCUGCAGACCGCGUACUUAUCUACGGAAUUCUCUACGUGAGCGAUGCAUUGACGAAGAUUCGUCCUGGAAUGAGCCGGCGAGAUGCGGAAAAGGCAGUGAUGAACUCCGCGCUGGACACGAACUUUGCUAUUCCAGGUGAUGCAGGUUUCCCUCUCAACCAGAUGUUUGAGCCGCCACGGGAUCGAAAUGAGGCCGAGGUUUUGAGGCAAUACAUCAUGCAGAUGAGGCAGGAAUUGGCAGCUCGUUUGCUGAAUAGAGUGUAUAUGGACCCUAGCGGGCAGCCGAGCAAGUGGUGGCUGAGCUUCUCCAAGCGGAAGUUCAUGGGCAAACAACUAUGA
Molecule: messenger RNA, 570 nt
Organism: Ramularia collo-cygni
Lineage: Eukaryota; Fungi; Ascomycota; Dothideomycetes; Mycosphaerellales; Mycosphaerellaceae
Product: probable ARP2/3 complex subunit Arc18
Exons: 2
Coding region: 1-570 (189 amino acids)
Biological process (GO): regulation of actin filament polymerization; Arp2/3 complex-mediated actin nucleation
Cellular component (GO): cytoskeleton; Arp2/3 protein complex
Molecular function (GO): actin filament binding
Source: RefSeq, a predicted model, not a curated record